UCUAGUAUUUUUCUUCCGAGUUUCGGCGGUUUCGGCUGUGGCAGUUCAGUCAGCACCGUGAGAUUUGUGUGAAUCCUGUGGAUCCGUUCAUGUUAUAACCUAUUUGUUUAUACCGAUAUUGUUAAAAGCGCUAAUCGAUCUUUUUGAUACUAGAAAACCAUCGUACGCCUAUCCGAUUUAUCGGAUAACAUACAAAAAUAAUGCCUAGUGAUAAAGAAAACGAGGAACGAAACAUCAUGUUUAACGACGUUAAUUCUGAUUCUGCAUCGAUGAAUAGCGUUCAAUCUUCAGGACUUAUGAAUUCCCCUAUAGAGCGAAAAGAGCUUUUACGGACUUACUUGACAAGGACUCAUUCUUUAAGGGAAUACUGUCGGGGCUCAAUGAUAACAUUGGAUGAAAUUGGCCAAGAGAUAGACGUCAUUAAUUUCGAAGUGCCUGUUGAUGAUAAAGUAAGCUGUCAAGAUGAGGUUCUGAUGGAUUCUCAAAUUAUCACAACUUCUUCACAUGUACUGCGAAAAGCUUCCACUGUACUUACGAAAGAACUCGACCCAUACGAUUUGUGGGAUUUUGUAGACAAAUUAAAAAAGUACGUCUUCAAGUUGCCAGAUUCGUCAUUAGAGAAGCCUAAUUGGUCUCUUUUUGCACUCGAAGUCACAAAUUGGUUUCGACGGACUCCCAAUUUCUCAGCACUCUCAGGAUGUCUAAUUCCUCUUGAGAAGAAAGUCGUGGUGAAACGUCGGUCUAAAAAUCGAGAUUCACUGGCACCUACGAGUAGACCUGAAGCAAUUAUCAAUGUUGAGAAAACAGACGACAGACUCGAGGAAACCUUAGAAAAGUUUAAGCUUAUGACAUUGAACUACAUUCAAGAGACAGGCAAACCCAUUGAAUUUUUCCAUCUCGUAUUAGAUCCUGAUUAUGGAAAAACAAUUGAAAAUAUGCUGCACGUUGCAUUUCUCGUUCGUGACAGAAUCAUUAAAAUCGCAGCUGAUGAAAGUGGAAAUCCAGUUAUAAUGCGUUGUUCCAAAGAAAUGAGAACUGCUGCUAAAAAGAAUAAAACGUUCAACAUUCAAAACGUUCUUUCGCUGAGUUACAAACAGUGGGAAACCCUGCUCAAAAUAUAUCGGAUCGAACAUGCAAUGAUCGACUUUACGUAACGGUAUCGGACACAGUUUUUCUGUGAAUGAUUGAUAUCAAAGAAUGUUUUGUAUGUGUUCAUUACGACUGUCAAUGGGAAAACAGGUUACUCAAACCUAUUCUCGAAUCGUAAAUAAAAAUAUGAAAUAAUAUUUGUAUGAAAUUGAAUUCCAGUUUGUGAUAAAUAAGUCUUAGUAUUUUUGUACUCUAAGCAAUAAAGACUAAAGAGAAAGAUUA
Venturia canescens is the source of this 1371-nucleotide messenger RNA. RefSeq names its product Non-SMC element 4 (gene Nse4). The record is from RefSeq and is a predicted model, not a curated record. Gene Ontology annotation, cellular component: nucleus; Smc5-Smc6 complex. Gene Ontology annotation, biological process: DNA repair. Lineage: Eukaryota; Metazoa; Arthropoda; Insecta; Hymenoptera; Ichneumonidae. The coding region runs from base 201 to 1154 and encodes 317 amino acids. The transcript has 7 exons.